UGCGGCGCCUCGCUCGCGGUGGGUAGCGUGGCGGCUCAUAUGAACAAGCACACCCUUAGCAAGAUGUAUACGUGCGACACUUGCGGCCGUUCUUUCACUACCAGCACCGUGCUCAAACAACACAUGGUGACGCACACAGGCGAGCGAAAGUACGUAUGCAGUCUGUGUGGCAAGCGGUUCACGCAGAACGGAAGCCUCAGCCUGCACGUCAGGACUUUCCAUCUCAAGCAACCCUACCCCAAGAGAAACAGAAAGACCACCGAGAAAGACGACGACGACGCCAUGGCUAUGUCGGCGGCUUGCUCCAAAGCCUUCGGGCCCAAGUACGUGCCCAGUAUGUACCCAUGGGUGCCUCCUAAGUAGGCAUCACUUAAAACACAAGGGAUAGAUCACCGGUCACAAGCAUCUGGUAUGCAAGGAGGUAUCUAGAAUUCUAGGCAUUGUCGCUAGGUACAAAUAA
Messenger RNA from Ostrinia nubilalis (European corn borer), 460 nucleotides. Its product is annotated as zinc finger protein 567-like. Gene Ontology annotation, biological process: regulation of transcription by RNA polymerase II. The transcript has 4 exons. Gene Ontology annotation, cellular component: nucleus. Bases 40 to 363 code for a protein of 107 amino acids. The record is from RefSeq and is a predicted model, not a curated record. Gene Ontology annotation, molecular function: DNA-binding transcription factor activity, RNA polymerase II-specific. NCBI's taxonomy places the organism in Eukaryota, Metazoa, Arthropoda, Insecta, Lepidoptera, Crambidae.